Messenger RNA from Bolinopsis microptera, 3567 nucleotides. RefSeq names its product centlein-like. NCBI's taxonomy places the organism in Eukaryota, Metazoa, Ctenophora, Tentaculata, Lobata, Bolinopsidae. The record is from RefSeq and is a predicted model, not a curated record. The transcript is spliced from 20 exons. The coding region runs from base 44 to 3403 and encodes 1119 amino acids. Gene Ontology annotation, biological process: protein localization to organelle; centriole-centriole cohesion. Gene Ontology annotation, cellular component: centrosome; centriole.
UAACUCUGUAGCUUGAUGUCUGACUAAGUGUAGAGUACUUGUCAUGUCGCCGUGUAGACAAUGUGAGUCGUAUGUUAGGAGAGUUACUCAGUUAGAGGUGGAACUAAAGGAGUCCCAGGAGGAUAGGAACUUUGUUAAAACUCUCUGGAGACAGGUACAAUCGGAGCAUGCAGACAUUGGAUUGAUAGUAAACACGGUGCUGGAUAGAGUAGCCCAACAGAAUGAAGAUAAAGAUAACAAUAUUCUACAAAUACUUCAAGAUAAAGAUGCUCACAUAGCCUCCCUUACUCAAGAGGUGUCUUGGUUGAGCGGCUCGCUAGAGCAGGAGCGAGAGGAGGCAGUGAGGUUGAAAAAGGAGUGGGAGGAAAAGCAGGAUGAUCUGAACGAGCUUAUUAGUGAACUUGAGGAGCAGAUCGCUGUUAAAAACCUGCAGAUCUUUGAUCCUGCCAAACAGGAGAGAGAAGUGUUGGCAGAGAAGCUGGACCAGAAGAAAAGUAGUCUUGAAAAACAGUUACUUAACAUGCGUACUGAUCUGAAAUCAUGUGUUUCACAGAUGGACUCGCUCAAAAGGAGACACGAGGAGCAGGUCGAGGAGAACUGUAAUCUAAAGAAUGUGUUGGAGUCUAAACAUGUAGAGACGGAGUCUCACAAACUGAUAAUCUCCGAGUUGAAGGAGAACCUCGCUCAGAGGAAAGAGGAAUCAGCUCUACUCAGACAACAGCUCCAGCUCACUGAGGCAGACGCUGCUGGUGCUCUUAGAGCUCUGGAGAAGAGUGACAAGGCACUGAGGGAAACUGAACAGGAGGGGCUGGUAAGAGAGCAGACAGCACACCAAAAGGAGGAGAAACAUCGCUCUUCUCUGGAGCUCCUUCACGACACUAUAGCUCAACUAGAGGAACGUGUUACUGAGCUGGUCAAACAGGAGCAGGAUAUCAGAGAGGAAUGUUUAAAGUUGAAAAGAGCGGGGUGUGAGGGAUGUAGUGACCUGAAAGCAGCGUUACAGAUCAAGGAGAGGGAGCUGAGAGAGGGGGAGAAGGGUCUGGAACUUCUGUCACUUGUAAGAGACAAGUGUGCUUCUUAUCUCACCAGACCUCUCGCUUCACAGGACAUCCCUGAUGUGGUAGAUAUAAUACUGGGCGAUGUUGCAGCCUGUAAUGAAGACUUGGAACGCUCCUCCAAGCUGAUCAAGCAGCUGCAGAUUAACUGUCAGGAGAAAAGUGUGGGACUGGCAAAACUUCAAGAAGUUCACGACAACCGAUUAGAGCGAAUGAGUAAUCUGCAAGAGCACUUGAGCGAAGUGCUGGACGAAGUGAAGGCUCUAGACAAAGACAGAUGGAAGGAUCUGAGCUGUGACUUUAGGGAACUUCACCACAACCCCCAACCCCUCAGACAUGAGGACAGUUCCACAGUUUGGGCGGAUCUGGCUCACUAUAAGACGGGUUGUUCCAAGUUGAAACGAGAGUUAGAUAGGCGGCAAGAAGAACUAGAUCAACUCAAGUUACAGCGGGUCUUGGACAUCAACACUUUUAAUGAAAUGAAAGCAGCAGUAUUGGCUGACCAACAGGAAUGCGAGAGAAAGUUACGUGUUGCUAAUCAUCAGUCCAUUUGCGGGUGUAACCUACAACUCGAGAUACACCGUGAUAAGAUAGAAGAACUAUCAGAACGAACGGAAGCUUUAAACUCGGAGAACAUAAAGCUGAUAUCAGCGUUAAAAGCCGCGCACUCCAGAGUCUCAACGCUGGAAGAUUGUGUAUGUGAUUUUGAGGACUCUUCCACUCAGACUAGUGUUCAGAUAACAGCUUCUGUUGGGACUGUUACUGAUAAUAUUAUACAGGUGAAAGAUAACAGUAACCAUGGUAACAGUGAUAAUUUCUCCAACACCCUGACUCUUCUGAACAAGUUAACAGUUGGUAACCAUGGUAACACAGCAGAGCAGUACAACACAGUUGCUAAUCAGGAGAAUAUAGCCCCCUCCUGUCCCACCAAACCUAGUAAUACAGCGCGUAACAAGACUACUAAGAGAGCUGUGUGCACUAAAACUAUAGGUUGUCAGACAAUAACCCGCCCCCCUGUAAAGGUUCUGCAGAAAGCUCCAGCUGCUCUCAAGAUUAGACUGGCUUCUCUUAAUCAACAAGUAGCCGUGCUUACCAAGGCUAAAAAUAGACAUUCCAAGGAGAUGGCUGAGGAGGCAGGCAAAGUAGAGCGAUUAGAGUCCCAACUAUCCACUGCACUCCGGCAACUUUCCUCUUCUCAGCACCUCGUGACAGGACUAAACGAGGACGUGAGGGCAGCCAAUCAGGAGACACAGAAUCUACGAGACCAGAUGCAGGAGAUUGAGAGAAGUGGGCUGCGGCAAAGUGAACUGGCUACUUUACAAGAAAAGACUGUGGAGAUCAGAAAACUAAAUCACCACAACAAUCUGUUAUCUUCACAGAUAUCAAAAAUUAACUCUAACUUGUCAGAUAUGGAGAAAGAAGCAGAGGAUAAGAGUCUUAAAGUUGCAAAAUUAGAAGAGAAGUUAUUGAGAAGCGAGAAGAUAGUAAAACAACAGAGAUCUGAUAACGAUCUCAUUCGACAAGAAUUAGCUACAGUUAGAUCCUCAACUCAGCAACACAGCAACAAGACUGAGGAACUUACCAAACGACUCAAGAAAAUUCAGGAGGUAUCAGACAACAGGAAGAACUACAUAGAUACACUAAAGUCCCAGCUGAGCAAUGCUAAGAUUAACCUAGAACAAGCGACAGCUCGUAGCGCUGAAAGUAAAGCUGAACUGGAUAAUAAAACUAGGGAGCUGAGAGGACUGACCAGGAAACUUGACGGACAGGAUAAACUAAUAUCUGAAGUUCAGGUGAUGGCAUCCCGCCAGCUGGAGGAUCAGGGGAGAGAGUUCUGUACGGUGGAAAACGUCCUGAACAAGAAACUUACUGUUUUGAGCAAGAGAACUAUGGAGUGGGAGAAGUGCAUACGACAAGCAAUAGGGAAAAUAGUGGACAAGAUAAAGCAGGAGAAAGACAGAAGGACAGUAGCCAGCAGUUUGAGUAGUGUUGAGUAUAACCGAGCAAAACACCUCUCCUCCUCUCUCCUCCAACUGAGCGAGGCUGACUUCCACGACAUCAUGAGCUCUACUAAAGUUAACAACACCUCUAGCUCCGAAUCUGCUGAAGUCUGGAAGGGACAGCUGGCUAAGAUACUCAGUCUAGACGACUUUGGGCCCGUUUUAGCUAACAGUCUUUUCCAGCUUUUCCAGGAAUACGCUAAAGUCUUGUCAGGUGAGAACAGUGAGUCCUCCAUCCUGACUGGAAACAGUCGAAGUCUCACACAUUCCAGUGAGCUGAACUCUAGUUACCAUGGCAGCUCUGAUCACACUCCCGUCUCUGAUCACACCCACGUCACACUCAAUUAAUUCAGUUCCAAGACAAUUUGCUUCAGUUUUAUUUACCAAUUUUUAUUUUAGUUUUGUAACAUCAGAAUAUUUAAAUAUGACCUUUAUUAUAUUAUUUCUCCGUACAUAUCAAAAUUACUGUAUUAUAAACUUUAACAUUUUUUAUAAAUAUUUUUGUUGUACAA